This is a messenger RNA of Cyclocybe aegerita, 1935 nucleotides long. The record is from the annotation of a GenBank genome assembly. NCBI's taxonomy places the organism in Eukaryota, Fungi, Basidiomycota, Agaricomycetes, Agaricales, Hemipholiotaceae.
AUGGUCUUCAAUUCCAACUUCGGUCUUAUUCUGUUUGUGCUCCUCGCAUUCACCUCGAAGCAGGCUCUUGGACGCGAGCAGUGGUUGGAGAGAGACGGACGUGCGGUUAACCUCUAUCCCCGGAGAUUCGGUCAGGAGCAACCCGCGGUCCUUCAGAAAAUUAGGGAUGCGUGCCCGGGACAAGUCUGUGGUGUUUUGGCUGGUCAGGCUGUAACCCCCCUCCUCGCUGCGCAGCCUGAGUGCUCGCAGCAGGACAUGGCGGAUGCCAUCAUCGAUGCUAGCAAGCAGUUUGACACCGCAACGGCCGCCCUUAUGGUCGCGGCUGCUAUCGAAUACCGCCAGGUUGAGAAGAACACUCCUCCCGAUUUCACAACCAACCCACCCUCUCUGAGGAACUCUGUAUUCUGCCAGAAAGCUCCCAAGAACGCUCAGCUCAACGGCCUUGUUCAGGCUCAAGAUCCCUCCAACGAUCCCGAACUAUUCUUCGAUCCUGUUUUAAAGGCCACCGUCCGCAGGGGUUCGCAACCCAAUACUUCCCCCUUUGGUGGCGCCGUCGCGAACCCCCCGGCAGCUACUACCACCUCUACCUCUGCUGCUGCUGCCACCACGACAGCUGCAACGACAGAUGCUGCCACUACGACCGCCGCAGCCACAGAUGCUGCCGACUGCACGACCGAGAUUACUGUGACCGUUACUGCUACCGUCGCUGACGAAGCUACCACGACCACCUCCACAUCCGCUGCUGCUGCCACCUCCACUGCCGCCGCCACGCCCGCCACGCCUCCCGCAGGCACCGACUUCGGCAGCUGCACGGUUCCGGAGAUCGAGUUCGGCGCAGGGUUCGACGGCCGCCGCGAGACGAGCUUCCGCCCCAAGGAUCUCCAAUCGUUCAAUCACGGAUCGGCGCAGAAUAGCGGAAUCAUUACCCAAUUCGUCUGCGAUCAGCUCACGAACACCCCUAAGACUGGCGAACAGGCCGAUGCCUUCAAUGCUGUCUUUGGUAUCACCACAAACUUCGCCAAUGAUGCCGUCAUCGACAAUCAGGGCAACGUUGUCUCUGACGCCCUUCCCGCCACUGGUGCUGGUGGAAUUGGCAACUUCGGCCGCUGCUCGACUCCCGAGAUCGAAUUUGGUGUUGGAUUUGACGGCAGGAGGGAAUCGAGCUUCCAACCCAAGGACAAGGCUUCUUUCAACCAUGGAUCUGCUCAGAACAUUGGCAUCAUCACGCAGUUCAUCUGCGACACCCUGACCAACUCGUGCCAAGCUGACGCUACCGCCAAAGCCACCUGCGCAAAGGCUGCUGCCGCUGCUGGUGCCGCCGCGGCGAAGACUGGUGCCCAAGCCGACGCCUUCAACGCCGCCUUCAACAUCCAGACCAACUUCGCCGCCACUGCAGCCGUUGACAAUCAAGGCAACGUCGUUCCUGGCACUGGCAGCGCCAACGCAGCUCUCGCCAUUGGCUCUUCUAACACUGGCUCCACUUCCACUGGCAACGCUGCAACAGGCAACAAUAACAACAAUGGUGCUGCGACUGGUGCAGCCAGCGGUGGCAUUGGCAACUUCGGCCGCUGCUCCGUCCCCCAGAUCGAGUUUGCCGCUGGGUUCGAUGGCCGCCGGGAGACGAGCUUCCAGCCCAAGGACAAAGCUUCUUACAAUCACGGAUCGGCGCAGAACAUCAACAUCAUCACCCGGUUCAUCUGCGAUCAGUUGGUCAAUUUCUGCCAAGCGGAUCAGACGGCGAAGGACACCUGUGCCAAGGCCUCUGCUGCUGCUGCCGCCGCCCCCAACAAGACCGGCGCAGCUGCUGAUGCGUUCAAUGCUGGUUUCGGAAUUACAACGAACUUCGCCGCCGUCACUCAGAUCGACGACCAAGGCCGGGUCGUGCAGGUCGCUAGGAGGUCCUUUGUGCGGUCCUGGAAGAGCCGUCAGCUAUAA